UGAAAGUUCGUUGACGGGAUUAGUUUAUGUUCUCUCUUAAAUCUUCGUGUCUCUUAAACAUUGAAUAGCUCAGUCUCACUUUUACUAAAUAUUUUGUUCAGAUCUACGUAAUGUUGUACUACACUGCGAUCUCGUACGAGAGUAUUAUUCUGGCCGAUUGUACGGUGGGCAAUGAGGAGACUCUGAUGGCAGUGGCCUCACAACACCUGCUCGGGAUACUAGCCAGACAGAGCACAGUUGGAACUGCCAAGGACUCAAGAGUAUGUGGAGAUUACCGUAUGCACUGCUUGAUCAAAGACAGCAUCAUAGUCAUUACAAUCACAGACUCGUCUUACUCUGUUGAGCAGUCCUACAAAUUCUUGGAAGAGGUUCUCAGAAGAUUCAAUGCAUCAGACAGUCUUGUCGCCAGAAGUCAAAGUGCAUCAGAACUUCAAUUAAAUUAUGAAUUCAGACCAGUCCUCAAAAAACUCAUGACGGAGUACGGUCGGUCAAGUGGGAGUGUGAGUGCAGUGAAUGAAAAAGUGCAGGAGGUGAAGAAUGUGAUGCUGGACAACAUAGACAAGGCCAUAGAGAGGGGGGACAGACUGGAGACACUGGAGGAAAGGACCACACAACUCAAUCACGAGUCGCAGUCAUUCCGCCAGACGAGCCGGAGGGUGCGACAGCAUUUUUUCUGGAAAAACAUCAAACUCUGGGUCGCCAUCAUUACAGUUCUCAUUGUCAUCAUUCUGUUCGCUGUCGUGUUCGGAGUUUGUCACCCAGACUUCUCAAACUGUGGAAACAACUGAACCCAAAAGGUUGACUUGGACGUUUAUAGCAAUCGAAAUUUUAAAAUCCUCUUGACAUAAACAUAAGUGGAUCUCUUUAACCCUCCCCCAAAGGUGUCUGGGUCAAAAUCAGUUCAUCUUAUCCUACUUCUUUCAUGGACGCUUCUGAAUG
Molecule: messenger RNA, 939 nt
Organism: Symsagittifera roscoffensis
Lineage: Eukaryota; Metazoa; Xenacoelomorpha; Acoela; Convolutidae
Product: vesicle-associated membrane protein 7-like
Exons: 6
Coding region: 111-788 (225 amino acids)
Biological process (GO): exocytosis; vesicle fusion
Cellular component (GO): SNARE complex; membrane
Molecular function (GO): SNARE binding; SNAP receptor activity
Source: RefSeq, a predicted model, not a curated record